Molecule: messenger RNA, 930 nt
Organism: Dipodomys ordii (Ord's kangaroo rat)
Lineage: Eukaryota; Metazoa; Chordata; Mammalia; Rodentia; Heteromyidae
Product: olfactory receptor 4C45-like
Exons: 1
Coding region: 1-930 (309 amino acids)
Biological process (GO): G protein-coupled receptor signaling pathway
Cellular component (GO): membrane
Molecular function (GO): olfactory receptor activity; G protein-coupled receptor activity
Source: RefSeq, a predicted model, not a curated record
AUGAACAAUGUGACAGAAUUCAUCCUGCUGGGCCUCACCCAAGAUCCUGAACUCCAGAAGCUCUUGUUUGCUGUGUGUUUUAUCAUCUAUUUGGUCACAAUGGCAGGCAACACAUUCAUCUCAGUCACCAUCUUCGUCAGCCCAGCCCUGGGAUGCCCCAUGUACUUUUUCCUGUCAUACUUGUCCCUUAUGGAUGCUCUUUACUCCACGUCCAUUGCUCCCCAAAUGAUCGUGAACUUAGCAUCAGAGAAGAGCACCAUAUCCUACAAUGGCUGCAUGACACAGCUCUUUGCUGAACAUCUGUUUGCUGCAACAGAGAUCAGCUUGCUCAUUGCCAUGGCCUUUGACCGCUAUGUGGCCAUCUGCAAACCCUUGCACUACGCCACCAUCAUGAGCCGGCCUGUGUGCUCUUUCCUAGUGGGGGCAGCUGGAGUAUUGGGGUUUAUUCAUGGAUUGAUCCAAGUUAUGUUUAUUGCUAAGUUGCCCUUCUGUGGGCCCAAUGUCAUUGACCACUUUACGUGUGAUUUAAUACCACUGCUGAAGUUGGCCUGCACUGACACUCACACUUUGGGGCCUCUGAUUGCUGCCAACAGUGGGGCACAGUGUUCAAUCACAUUUUUGAUGCUGUUUGCUUCCUAUGUGAACAUCCUGUACUCCCUGAGGAAUCACAGUUCUGAGGGGCGUCGCAAAGCCCUGUCCACCUGUGCCUCCCACAUCACUGUGGUCAUCUUAUUCUUUGUACCUUGUUCCUACCUGUACCUCAGGCCCAUGGUCUCCUUCCCCAUUGACAAAGCUGUGGCUGUGUUUUACACUCUAGUCACACCUAUGUUGAACCCUUUAAUCUACACCCUCAGGAAUGAGGAAAUGCAAAGAGCUAUGAAGAAGCUCUGGAGUCAAAUAAUGAAAGCUGAUGAGCUGAAAAUCUCAUGA